AUGCAAAUCCGCAGCACCUCCAUCUCGUCCUCGAUACUUGCAGCCAUAUCUGGCGACUCCAACAACCCGGACAAACCAAGCUUCCAAAAGCGCAUCUUUCGCGUUCUCGCCACUUUCCUCUCCGUCUUCCACCUCCCGCUCACCCGCUACCACGCCGCCGACUUCCUCGAGCUCCGUCACAAUGUCUGGCAGCUGGACGAGCAGGAGUACAUAAACUCCUUCCAGCUCGCGCAGAAGGCCGCCAAAGGCAAGGGUCGCGAAUCCGACCUCAAGCCUGUUGGCGACCUGGGCUACAGCGGCUCGACCUUCUUCACGACCGCCGAUGGCAAGUUCCUCAUUAAGUCGCUGCCCCGCCGCUUCGAGCACGAGUUCUUCACCCACGAUCUGUUCGACGCAUACGUUACGCACAUGAGGAAGCAUCCGCACAGCCUUCUUGUUCGUAUCACCGACAUGGCCUAUACCUCGAUAGCGACGCUCGGCGGGAUCCUGGGAAUGGCGCCGACGCACCACAUCAUCAUGGAGAACCUGCUCUACGGAAAGGAGGAGGAGGAGACGGAGCACAGGAAGAAGCAAUGGGAGACCUACGAUCUCAAGCCGAACGACUACUUUUUCCCUGAGAGGGACAUUGCUAACGGCUACCUGGCACCGGAGAGCGUCAAGGAGAGGUUGAUUGAUGAGUUCGACGACAAGGUUCGAGUCACAGCAGCCCAGAAGAAGGAACUGCUCGAGCUUCUUGAAGCCGACACUCAGGUUCUCGCGGAUAACAACGCCGUCGACUACUCGCUCUUCAUGGUUCGGUAUCCUGGCCCCAACGUCAUGGACGAAGCACGCGAUGUCCCCACAAUCCAAUCCAGUGCGAACGAGUGGCGCACCGGCCUGACAGAUGUCGAUGGCAACUGGACCUACCGCAUGAUUGUCCUCGAUUUCUUCUGGGCCAAGCACAAGUUCCGCGCCAAGGCCAUGACGGGGCUUGUCAAAUCAUACAAUGUGUUUGCCGGCCACGGGCCGAUGAGCAUCACCGCCAAUCCCACGGAGUACCGGGAGCGGUUCCUUAACAUGAUUCGAGACUUUGUCAUUGAGGCAUAA
Molecule: messenger RNA, 1086 nt
Organism: Colletotrichum spaethianum
Lineage: Eukaryota; Fungi; Ascomycota; Sordariomycetes; Glomerellales; Glomerellaceae
Product: 1-phosphatidylinositol 3-phosphate 5-kinase
Exons: 1
Coding region: 1-1086 (361 amino acids)
Biological process (GO): phosphatidylinositol metabolic process
Molecular function (GO): phosphatidylinositol kinase activity
Source: RefSeq, a predicted model, not a curated record